AUGGCGACGUUCAAAUCAAUUUGCGAAGAGUCCCUCAAGGAGAGAGAAAAAAGUGUGGGACUUGAAAUAGUUCUGGGGAGAGUAUUUGACGAAUUGAUAUCAGAAUUUAAGGCCAAGUUUAUUAAAAAAAUAUCCGUCCUUAUUCACGAAGUGAAGCAUGGGGACUCCGCUUUGGAACUUGUCAAAGGGGGGGUCCACUGUAAACGGGGGAAAUAUGAAAGCAGGCAGAAGGAGCGGGAGGGAGGAAACACGCACACGGAUGACACUUUGGGUGUUUACCUAAGCAGCGUCGCAGAUUCGAAGAGGAAGAGUUUGUUCGAAAAGAUAAAGAAGGAGAUUGGCCACCAGGGGGGGGAGGAAGUCACCGAGAGGAGAGUCGCCACGAAGGGGUUACUCACAAACGGGUUGAGCACAAAUGGGUUGAGCACAAAUGGGUUGAUGACAAACGGGCUGAUCACAAACGGAUACAACACUUUAGGGGAACGAAAGGUACACAACGAGAACGAAAAAGCGAACCGCGGCGAUCGUGGGAAGAAAAAAAUAGACGAGGGGGGGGUGUUGGAUAGGAAGGGUAGCACGGUGGGGAGCGCUCGAAAUGAGCUCUCCGAUUUGCAGAGCAGAGCGGGGAGUCGGAAGUCGGGCAGGGUGGAGAAGCGGAACAGCUCGAAGGCAUCGGAGGUAUCGAACGCAUCGGGGCAGCUGAGCAUGUCGGACGCGUCGGAGAGGUCUCGCAAGUCGCGCACCUCGCACAAGUCGAGGACGUCACGGGCGUCAAGGGCGUCUCGUGCCUCCCCCGCGUCACGUACAUCGCGCACAUCUCGCACCUCUCGCAAGACGAACCGCCCCAGGGAAGACCUCUGCACGCCGAACGGGGAGAGCAACAAAAGUGAGAAAGACGCCUACGCGAACAUCAUCAGUAAGUACACCGUCAAGCGGCUGUUUUCUAAUAGACUGCACACGGACGAGCUGAGUGACACCCAUUGUGGCAGUGAUGAGGGGAGAGCAAACACACUUCGCAGUGCCCACAUGGACAAAGCGAGGAGAUACAUGCACGCACCAAGUAGCAGCGCUGCGAGGGGGGAGGCCCCGUCAAGCAUAGGCAAGGAAUGGGCCAACGUGGAAAGCACGAACUACAAAAUUGUGAAGAGAGACUUUGACGAUCGUUCGAAGAGGAGUGAGAAAUCGAAAGCGGACUCGUUAGCGUCGGAGCAUGACCCACUUGACUUCCUCAUCGCAGCAGAGGAUAACGAAAGGAAGAAGUUGCAGGAGACUAGGGGGAGGCAAAAUGGCAACCUGAAUGUGCAGGACAAAGUUGAGGUGAAACCGCACAAGGGGGAUUCCAGAAGCGUCGAAAAAAAUGAGCAGCUAUUUUUUGAAGUCAUUAGAGGGAAAAGACGGAAGCAUCUCAAGGGCUUCGAAUGCGAAGACUGCAAAUCGUUUUAUGAGGAACUCUGUUGGGAUGGCUCCGAUGGGGGGAAAAAAUACAAACAGGGUGCGAAGCACCGAUUAUGUCACAGGCACGAAGAUAGCAAACCUGCCCAGAACGAACUGUUCCCGAAAAAGGAGGAGCGAGGAAAGAAGCUCGCAGCGGAGAGUUACAAAAGCCGCCUUAGCGAAUACGUCAAAGAGAACUACACAAAUGGCACGCAGCUUCCCGCGGCUAAGCCAUUUGGAGAGGUGGCGUUGGUGAGCAGCGCAAGAUAUUUGAAGAGUGCUGAGGAGAGUGGCGAUAUGGGGUCCGGCCAGUACGCCGAAAAGUGCAUCGACAAGUUUAUGGCCAAGUUUGAGGUGAAGGGAGAGAGUAACGACAGCUUGGUUAAGAUGGACUCAGCGCAGGAGGAGUUUUACGAAGUCGAGGAGGCGGACGAUGCAGAGGAGGUGGAAGAGGCGGAGGAGGCCGAAGAGGCCGAAGCGAGACGGAAAGAAAAUAAGAAAAAAAAACUGAUUCAGUCCUUUUCGCGGCACAGGUAUCAUAGCAAAGUUAAUGAUUCGCCAAAAAAUUUCUGGAGUUUCGAUUUUUUUAAAUAA
Plasmodium vivax (malaria parasite P. vivax) is the source of this 2028-nucleotide messenger RNA. RefSeq lists its product as hypothetical. The transcript has a single exon. The record is from RefSeq and is a predicted model, not a curated record. The coding region runs from base 1 to 2028 and encodes 675 amino acids. Gene Ontology annotation, biological process: DNA double-strand break processing involved in repair via single-strand annealing; double-strand break repair via homologous recombination. Gene Ontology annotation, cellular component: site of double-strand break. Gene Ontology annotation, molecular function: Y-form DNA binding; single-stranded DNA binding; damaged DNA binding. NCBI's taxonomy places the organism in Eukaryota, Apicomplexa, Aconoidasida, Haemosporida, Plasmodiidae.